UUCAAUGUUGAUUAACUGAAAAAUAUUCGGGUGCUGUUUAGUUUUGUGCCAAACGAUUUCGGGCUAUUGCGCCCAAUGAAGUGACCGAUCUAAAAAAUUUCCACACACUUGUCAAGUGUCUAGUGUCUACACUUUAUUCUAACACCUACUUUUGUAAUUUUGCCCGCUAAUUUAUUUGGAAAUUCGAUUUGAAAUCUAAUUAAUCAAAAUUUGUUAAAAAAAAACCUUGAAAAGUACGCCCGCGACUUUGGUUGCGUAGGCAAAUUAAAUGGCGUAGUUCAGCUGUCAAACUCCAAUAACUGUAAGAAGGAUGAGAGACAAAAGGAAAUAAGAUAUAAGCCAGAUGCAUUAAAAAUAUAACCUUUUUAUGGCUUGACUUAAAAUUGCAUUCCAGUUUGUACGCCAAAUUUUACGAGUUAAUUCAUUUCGGUUUCUGCCACUUAGUUUCUUCGUUGUUUUAUUAAAAUGUCUGAUGAUCGUCCUUCCACUAGCGCCAGCGCAAGAAAUUCGCAGAAAGGCGGCGAAUGGAAUUUUGCGCGUAUGGUACUGGAGUUAAGAACCCAUGAGCAGGGGGCACAAUUCGCGGUGGAGCAUGGGUUGAUCCGGGGUACAAUGCUGUGCCCCUUCCAUAAAGUACGUAUGAAUUGGCGAAAGGGCGGAAAAUUUGGGUACUUCGUAUGCCAGCGUGGCAAAUGCGCCAAAAGGCCCCGUAUUUCGGUAGCUGCAGCGACGUGGUUCGAGGGAGUCCGGAUAAGCGUCCCCCACGUAUAUUAUUUGAUGUAUUGCUUUGUGGAGAAUUUUACCCGCGAGAUGAUUCUACGUCAAGACUAUGUGAAGGAGGGAAAAACUCUCUCAUCUGCGACUAUAACCGACUGGUACAGUUAUUGUAGAGAAGUCGUUGUAAUAUACCAGUUGGACCACCAAGAAGCCACCGGAAAAAUUGGUGGUCCUGGGAAGAUAGUCCAGAUUGACAAGAGUGAAUUUGGAAAGCGGAAACUCAACAAAGGCAGAGGAGUGGAGGGUCACUGGGUCCUGGGCAUGAUCCAAGAUGGCAGUGAGGACCUACGUCUAGAAGUAUGCCCAGAUAACUGCAUAUCAGAGAAUAUUCUUAUUCCGCUGAUCAAAAAGCAUGUGGCCGAGGGGUCUAUUAUAAGGACGGAUUUCUUCAGCGCACAUGAUUGUCUUUCUGAGAAUGGAUUCAUCGCAGAAGACGGGACCCACAGCCAGCGAAUUCAAUCGCAAUGGAGGGUGGUGAAACGCUUUUUUUCUGCGCGCAAUUAUAAUCACACCGGGAAUUUCGCAGAUAUGGUGGUAGAGUACCUGUGGAGGCGUAACAUUAAAAAGACCAAAAAGGACCCUUUUUUGGCAUUAGUUGAGGCCAUUAACUAUGUUUAUAAAUUAGAAUUAAAAUAAUAAAUAUAACCUACGCUCCAUUUAUUUUUAUUACUUUUCAUAACGUUGGGACCGUCCCCUUUCUAAUGGGACUAAUGGGGAUGACUGAACAUAUUCCAAAUAUGCAUUUUAUUUAAAUAUUAUU
Rhagoletis zephyria (snowberry fruit fly) is the source of this 1537-nucleotide messenger RNA. RefSeq lists its product as uncharacterized. NCBI's taxonomy places the organism in Eukaryota, Metazoa, Arthropoda, Insecta, Diptera, Tephritidae. The record is from RefSeq and is a predicted model, not a curated record.